AUGUUGGGCAAUAUGCUGCACGUUGAGUGGCCUGACGAUGAGCAGGCACAGCGACUCCGUGCCAUGGAGUCCAGGACAGGAUCUGUUGGUGACUGCUCAAAAAUAGCUAAUUAUAGGACCAGCAGGCAGAAUCUGUUCAGACGACGCUCAACAAGGAGACGAAUAUCGAAUGCUCAACGAUUGGCCGAUUUGGAGGAUUUCAUCAAUCGAAGAUAUUCACCAGCCGCUCCAGGGCUUCACAUCAUGGCGACCAGUGUCGGUGAAAAGCCGACCAUAUCGCACAAAAUGCUGAAACCAAUGGAACGUGCUCAUGCAUGGGCAGGACGCCAACUGAACAGAGCUCAACAGAUGAUCCGUGAGCUAUCCAUAUCUCACGUCGACCCCAGGGAAAUUUCGCUUCAAGUGCAAGCUUCGGACAAUAAUUUCUUCGAACGGAUUACACAACCGUUGGAUGUGGAACAACCGGCUGAAGAUGAACUUCUUACCAUACGUAAUCUUACUCUCAACGCUGACAGGAAACUCCUUGAGGCUCUUUAUGUCGAAGCUUUGUACACCAUUACUCAUAAAGUUGGAAAAGAAGAAUGUGAAAGCCGUGAAAAUCUCUACAAAUAUGUUCGAUCCGCAUUCCAAGGCGAUACACAAUUACAUAACACCCUUAUGGAAAAAGCUAAGCAAAAUAAGCCUCCUGUCGUUCUUCUGAAUGUUCUACUUUUGGAAGCUAAAGACCUUAUUGCUAAGGACAUCAAUGGAUUCAGCGAUCCUUUUGCGAUGAUGGGAGUUGUUCCUGGUAAACGAGAGAUAGUUGAGGUGACUGAAACAACGGAGGAAGAAAAUGUCAAAUCACCUAAGACUAUGAACCUCAAAAAAGACAACGUAUUGCAACGAUUUGGUGGCUCAUUCCGUCGCAAAGUUGGAAAGAAAGAGUCAGACAGUGGCACAAUACCAGCGAAGCUCAUCAAAGCAAGCUCAGUUCAAAAAAAGACGUUGAAUCCGAAAUGGAACGAACGAUUUCAGUUUAUUGUGGAUGAUGUACAGACGGACCGGUUCCACAUGGACAUAUGGGAUCAUGACGAUGAGGAACAGUCGGUUUUGGAUGCUGUAUCAUCACUGAAUCAAAUCACUGGUGGAUUUAAAGGACUUGGCCGUUUCUUCAAAGAGGUCGCACAAAGUGCUCGAGCGGACUCCGAUGACACCACUGACGACUUUCUUGGAUGUAUCAGUAUGAACCUAAGUGAUAUUCCUCCUGAUGGAAUUCAACAAUGGUUUACGUUACAACCUCGUUCUGAGAAGAGUAAAGUAUCCGGUAGUGUGAAGUUAAAACUCUGGUUAUCUACGCGUGAGGAACGUUUUGGAGCUGAAGAGGAUGAUCUGCUGGAUGUUAAAGAGCAUAUCGAACUCAUGAGACAAUUCGCUCUAUAUGAAAUUCGCCUCAGUGGAGCUCCUGUUCGGCUAUGGGAUGGUGUUUUUCCAGACAAAGCAAACACGAUCCUUCGACAACAUGCCGUUCAAGGUGAUUUGACAGAGGUUCAUACAGCGAUGUGUCGAUGGCUUGCCUUCCAUUCGAUGAUCUCAAUCGACAUCUCAUUUUCUCUCCUCGCAAAAACGCUACAGAACAUUCUAGAUAAAUGGCAACCAUUAACGCUGGAUAAGGCAGAAGAAGAUAUGCUCACUGCCUCCUUCUCGGCUUUCGAUUCGCACUGUAAAAGGGCGUUUGCUGAGCAUCGUCGUCGAUUUCAUCCAUCUAAAAGAAAUGCAUCUGAAGAGUUCGCCAGCCUCGUAAGAUGUAUGAAAGCACUGCGAGAUUCACCUUUCUACCAAAAGUACCUUCCCUAUAAACGACCGUUCCAUGCUCACUUGGAGUCACUUAUAAUUAAAAGUGCUGAGGACUUUUUCGACGAAACCGUUGAGAUUGUACAAGAUGAAGAUCCAUGCAAGGAACUCCUUAAGCUGCUCUCAGUGAUCAAUGGAAGUUGCUCGAGAUUCCAACAGUACGCUAAUAUCAUACGUGAAGUCGGUCGAAUCGAUUACUGUCAACUAACCCUUUCCACUUGGGAUAGAAUGCUCAACGAGUACCUCACAUCCGAGUUAAUGAGUGAACGUAAGACUGAUCUUCGAUCUCAGAUGAAAAUCUCAGCGAACCAAGAUCCACCAAACGAGGACGACCUCGUCGACCUCAUCCGAAUACAUAUGGCAUUUGUUGAGCUGCGGAAUUACAGGCUGGCUAACCGAGUGCGAGGUAAAGAUGAAUCAGAGUGGUACGGUAUAUUUAAUCGAGGCAUCAAGAAUUUUUUGAAUUUGGCUAAGGAAAAAGCGCUUGCCAGGAUCUCGCUUAGCUGUCAACUGGAUGUACCUAUAUGUACAUCCUCGAACGAUAUGCGGCAUUCGAGUAGUCACAUAGAUGUCUGUCACAUCGUUGAACAGAUGACUGUAUGUUGGGAUCGGAUGGAUGUAAACGAGCUUACACUUAAAAUUGACUACACAAGAGCAUUGGUCGAUAUACUUUGUGAUAUUGUCAUGGCAUACACUCAAAAGAUUUUCUCCAAUCUUGAUGCGGAAGGAUUUUCUGGAGAUCUUCAAGUGUUCGUACCAUCUCCAUUAUUGCAAUUAUUAUGUUCGGCGAUAAACAAUUGUGAACAAGUGAGAAGAAGCCUUAUGAUCCACGAAAAACUUCAUCUGGAUGACUUAGCUAUAGCAUAUGAGAGAGCUGGCCAUGGUGCACCAACAUGGAAAACAACAGUGGAACAACGUCUGGAGCAGACAGAUUCCGCAAUCUGCGCAGAGAUCGAUCGAGUGGUUGGAUUGUUAACGUCUCGAUUACGACCUCAAAUGAAAAAACACGUAUUCCACCUUGCAUGGAGUCCAUCUGCUCAUCCAGUGGAGGAUUCGCUUAAACCACUCACUGAUAUGAUUGACAUCGAAUUGUCGGCUGUGCACAAAAAUCUUUUACACAAGAACUUCUUACGAGUGAUGUCUGCACAAGUUGCAAUAGUUGUCCAUCUUUUAAGAGAAUGUGUGGACGAGAAUCCAGGGAUGGAGCCAACUUUCUAUCAUCGUCUUUUCGAAGCAUGGCAUGUUCUUGUGGAUUUUUUCCAUGCUGGUGGCAAAGGACUCUCAACUGAUGUGCUAGAAACUGCUCCUGAUCAUGUGGCAUUGGUAAAAAUCUUGUCCUUAAAUCAAACCCCAACACAACAGCUUAUCGAGAAAUACUACAAAGAUCUGCUCAAACAACAAAACGAGGUAAGCGAGUGCAAAUACGGUAUUCUAAAUGUUCGGGCAUACUACAAUGCAAGCUCACAAACGCUUGUUCUGGAUGUGAUUGGAGCCAAACAAGUGAUUCCCCUGGAUGCUAAUGGUCUUUCGGAUCCAUUCGUCGUUAUUCGGCUUGUACCAAAAUAUAGGUACCCGAAUCAGAUCGUUAGUAAGACACGAGUUGUCAGUAAAACGCUCAACCCUAUUUUCGACGAAACAUUUGAAUUCCAUAUACCACCAAAGCUUCCACCAUGUGCAAUGCUCCAUUUCACGGUUAUGGAUCAUGAUUAUUUGCGAUCGAAUGAUUUCGCUGGAGAAGCAUUCCUGGAACUGGCUGACGUCCCAGGAUUCGGAGUUGCAGGAGGAAAUACACUUCGUCAAUUUAAUCUUAUACUCAUUCAACCAGUACAAAAUAAUAAAGAAAUAAUUGAUGUACUAACAAGUAGAAAAGAGGACAAGGAGGCGCUUGAAUUUCUUCGGUCAAUCACUACGGCUUAUUAG
This is a messenger RNA of Necator americanus (New World hookworm), 3750 nucleotides long. RefSeq lists its product as uncharacterized. The record is from RefSeq and is a predicted model, not a curated record. Gene Ontology annotation, cellular component: secretory vesicle. NCBI's taxonomy places the organism in Eukaryota, Metazoa, Nematoda, Chromadorea, Rhabditida, Ancylostomatidae. The transcript is spliced from 35 exons. The coding region runs from base 1 to 3750 and encodes 1249 amino acids.